UUUACUUUCUAUACCACCAGGUAAACACAAGAGUGACCUAAUGCCUUGACGAUUCUUUACCUGUACUGGUCAGCAAAGAUGCGCUCCACGUCAUCAAAAACGGUGAGCGAGUACAGUACCACUGUAAACAACUUGAAUGAGAACGUACGCACUAUAAACACGGCGUAUGAGUACACUAGUACUAUAAACACGAUAGCUGAGUACGCCAGCACUAAACACAGGUUCAACGAAUCCUAUCCAGAAGAUGUCAAUGAUACACCAACAGUGGACACGACAGUCGCUCGGCAGUGCUCCAGUCCACAGGAUCUGGUGACCGAGGACACGAGGGUCCUGAUCGAGUACGUUCUCUUCCUGGGUACCAUUCCUCUGGAACUUCUCGGCAUUGCUGGCAACAUCGUCAACUGCCUGGUGUUCCAGCGGCAGGGGCUGGGGAACCGCAUCAACCUGUGUCUCUUCUUUCUCUCAGCCUCUGACGUCUGCUUCUUGCUGUUCACCCUUCUGAACAAGUUCUCGCCAGUCAUCGGCUUCUUCGACCAGAAGCUCGCAGAAUUCUGGAGCAAGAGUCGCUACAACAGUUUCUACGGCGUGUACUACGUCUUCCUAAACUUUUCCAGCUUGAUGGUCACCAUCAUUUCGGUCGAAAGGUUUUUGUGCAUCGUGGCGCCGCUCAAAGUCAAGGCUUGUUUCAGCAGCAGGCGCUUGCUUUACAUCCUCGUCGCUCUCUUCUUCUACAUGUGUAGUGUGAUUACUCUGUUCUUUCUGAAAUACUCCACCGUGCAGGUGCGUGACCCCGAGACCAACGCCACCCGCUGGGUCAACGUGUUGUCGUCAUUUUACGUCCAGAAUCGGCUCCUCGUCGACGCCCUCUACAACCACCAGCUCGUCCUCGGCGUGCCCACCCUCUCGCUCCUCGUCGUCAUGGUGACGACGUGCGUGACGGUCACGAAACUCCGUCGCGCGUUAAGUUGGCGUCGGGACACCUCGCUGUCGGAAAGGUCAAGGCCGAGUGACACUUCCGUCACGAAGACGUUGGUCGCAAUCAGCAUCCUGUACGUGACCUGCAUGACCCUUUCAGUAUUCAUAUCCUAUCUCCGAACAUUCAUCCCCGAGUUUUUGCCGGUCGGAAAGUUCUGCAACACCUUCCUGGUAGCCAUCGCCGCCUCUAACGUCAUGGAAGUCGUCAACUCUUCUGUCAACACUGUCAUCUAUUUCACCAUAGGCACGAGGUAUCGCGCUGCCUUCUGGGACAUGUGUCAGUGUUUAUCUGGACGCAAGUUAGCGACAGCUUCAACGAGAGUAGCUUGCAACAUUGCGGUGGUGUCAGCAGCUUUCUCAAAACCUGAUGUCCCACCCGCGACAAGAUAA
This is a messenger RNA of Pomacea canaliculata, 1365 nucleotides long. Its product is annotated as neuromedin-U receptor 2-like. Gene Ontology annotation, molecular function: G protein-coupled receptor activity. The transcript has a single exon. Gene Ontology annotation, biological process: G protein-coupled receptor signaling pathway. NCBI's taxonomy places the organism in Eukaryota, Metazoa, Mollusca, Gastropoda, Architaenioglossa, Ampullariidae. Gene Ontology annotation, cellular component: plasma membrane. The record is from RefSeq and is a predicted model, not a curated record. Bases 79 to 1365 code for a protein of 428 amino acids.